This is a messenger RNA of Lates calcarifer (barramundi perch), 3287 nucleotides long. RefSeq names its product decapping mRNA 2 (gene dcp2). Gene Ontology annotation, biological process: nuclear-transcribed mRNA catabolic process, nonsense-mediated decay; deadenylation-dependent decapping of nuclear-transcribed mRNA. Gene Ontology annotation, molecular function: RNA binding; manganese ion binding; 5'-(N(7)-methylguanosine 5'-triphospho)-[mRNA] hydrolase activity. NCBI's taxonomy places the organism in Eukaryota, Metazoa, Chordata, Actinopteri, Centropomidae. The transcript has 11 exons. The coding region runs from base 213 to 1406 and encodes 397 amino acids. The record is from RefSeq and is a predicted model, not a curated record. Gene Ontology annotation, cellular component: P-body; cytoplasm.
GUCGUCCGUCCCACGUGACCUGAACGUAGCACAAAGCAGACACAGUGAGUUCUCGGCGAAGAAGAAACGAAAGAGUAGUUAUGAACCGAUAUGAGGCCUUUUUGGUACAUUAUGUAAAGCUGGAGAUGAGACUAUGAGCUGAGAAAUGCGGUUGUAGCUUGCUGCUGAAUGUGGCUUUCGUCCCCACAUUCUCUGAAAGAGACAGAGUCGGGAUGUUGUCAACCAACAUGGAAACAAAAAGAGUGGAGAUACCCUCCGGCGUACUGGAUGACCUCUGCAGCCGGUUCAUCCUGCACAUCCCCAGUGAGGAGAGGGACAAUGCCAUCCGGGUGUGCUUCCAGAUUGAGCUGGCCCACUGGUUCUACCUGGACUUCUGCAUGCAGAACACCCCAGGAGCUCCUCACUGUGGGAUAAGAGACUUCGCCAAAGCUGUCUUCCAUCACUGUCCGUUUCUUUUGCCUCAUGGAGAGGAUGUGCAGAAAGUCCUCGAACAGUGGAAGGAGUACAAGAUGGGCGUACCUACUUAUGGAGCAAUCAUUCUAGAUGAAUCAUUAGAAAACGUACUGCUUGUUCAGGGCUACCUUGCAAAGUCAGGUUGGGGCUUUCCAAAGGGGAAAGUUAAUGAGGAUGAAGCCCCUCAUGACUGUGCAGUGCGUGAGGUGUUGGAGGAGACAGGCUUUGACAUCAAGAAUCGCAUCUGCAAAGACAUGUACAUAGAGCAGAAAAUCACUGACCAGCUGGUUCGGCUCUACAUUAUACCAGGAGUGUCAAAGGAUACCAAGUUCAACCCUAAAACAAGGAAAGAGAUCAGGAAUAUUGAAUGGUUUCCUAUUGAGAAGCUGCCAUGUCACAGGAAUGACAUGACCCCAAAGUCUAAACUUGGACUUGCUCCCAACAGAUUUUUCAUGGCCAUUCCAUUCAUAAGACCACUGCGAGAAUGGAUCAGCAGGCUGAAAGGCGAGUCAACAGACAGCGAUGAGGACUUUGCAAACAACAGCAACACUCCAUGCAAACCUUCAGACAAUGCUCGGUCAAAAUCCCGCCGCGUCACAGGUACUGAUGCAUUUCCUGGAAACGGCUGGACAAAACACAUGCAGCAGAAGGCUAUGGGCCAGCUGAGCCAGUAUGAACAGAACGCAACCUUGAAGGGAAAUGGGAAAAAAAGUCAGGACUCACCCUAUGUGAAGAAAGGAGCCAAUGACAAUGGAGCCAACAACCAACAGAAAGAAGAUAAAAAACUUCAACCCAGAAGAUUGCAAGACAGUUUUGAGAGAGAUGGAGCUCCAUGCAGCUCCAAUGGUCACCAGACAGUCCACAGCAGAGACUGUGAGCACCUGCUCUCUUCUAAGGCUUUCCUCAACUUCAGAUUCGACAGAGAUGCCAUCAUGAAAUGUUUUGACUACUGACAUGAUGAAUUAUGGCCUUAGAGAAGUUUACCUUACAGUCUAGGCAAGGAUGUCGUUGAACAUGCCCUUUUCCUUUUUGUUUUGCUUGUCAUGAACACACAUUUACAGUGGAGAGUUGCCCAUUUGUCAUCAAACACAUCUUGUAAACUUCACAACUGGAGUUGUUCGUCUUUCCAGGCCUUUUUAGACAGAUGGUUAACCUAAAAGUACUGUCUUCAAUCUGUCCAAGAUCAAAACAUAACGUUUUUUAAAGACCUAAAUUCGUGAUUCAGUCUGCAGGAGAGAACACAUAGACUAUAAAGAGAGGACUGCUCAGGUUAACCAUUAGUCACUGGAUGGAUGGAUGAAAAGUUUUCAGAACAUCAUAGAUUUUAAACACAUUAGGUGACAGUGAAAAGUCUAAAAUUCAGCUGUGAUAUCAUAGUGAAUUUGGCCAGUGAAUCAAUGUUAGAUUUAUCAUGUCAUGUUGAUUUUAAGUCAAGAAUAAUUUAGGUGUUGAUCAUUUCUCUCAUCCUUCCAACUGAGUACCAAAAGUGUUUUGGAUGCUGAGAGGAAGGCGGGUAUUAACAGUGUUAUUGGCUUUAUUACCAAAAUUAUUUCAGAUUUUAUUCAGGAAUGUUGAAUAUUGUCUUAGGAAAGGAAGAACAAGAAGUCACCACAGCUUUGUCUUCAUUCAAGUUGAAUGUCGUUAAAAUUCAUGUAUGGAAGUCUGUGGCUGCCAGUAUUGUAUAUGAUAUAUAAUAUUAAUGUUUGAAAUCUGUAAUCAAGGCCAGGAAAAUUUCAUUUACAAAUAAGUUUCAGUGUACUCCACAGUAUCACCACAUAAUGCUAAUAGAUGGAAUCCAAUUGGCAGACAGUGUGCAACCUAAAUGACAUUGCAAACUGGCCCUCUAUUUGAAUUUAAAUUAAACUUCAACAUUAACUUGUCUCACAUGAACAUUUUUAUAAUGGCAGAAUUCUUCCAGGCCUCUUUUGUGAACACUGUCAAAGACAACCGUUCUGAGAUUGACCAUUAUUCUAAAAAAUGAAAAAAGGCCCCUUUUUCAUUUUCAUCAGCAAUGAGAUAAAUUCCAUUUUAAAUGCAAAUAGGAGAAUCAAUUUCACCUAUCGUUUAAAUAUUGUGGCAGUAUAGUGCUCAGGACCACACUGAAUGACUGAUGAAUGGGGUUUUUAUUAUGUCAUACAUCAGGCACACACAAAAGGAAAAUGACAUUUGAAUUUGAGUAAAUAUUAGAAUAAUAUUAUUAUAAUAUUUUCAGCCACAGCUUCCAUUUAUUAUUUUCCUUGAAGUGACCCACAUCCCACUGUGUUUGUCUGUCCGGUUUUAGCAGUCUUGCAGUUCAAGGCUACUCUGUCCUGCAGAAUGUCAGGUUUACAGGUUUAAAUUCCUGUUACGAUUUUAUAGACAACAAGUUCUCAAUCAUGUUCUUAAUGCCUCACUAGUUAGCUGCUAGAGUGUGUAGUUGGCAUGAAAACAUUCAGACUCUUGCGCUAUGGACCAUGAUGGAGGACCACAACGUUAGGCUACUGUGAACAUACUUUUUUUUGUUUGUUUGUUUGUUUGUUUGUUUUUCUCAAAAACAUUGCAAAGGGCCGCAUUAAAGGAUUUCUUGCCCAAUACAGCUGAGACUAUAAACAAUGGCAAUUUUCAUAGUAUCACCAACUGUUUCAGAGGUAUUUAAAUUCAUCCCACAGUCUAACAAUUUCUAUUUUCUUAAGGGACUGUCAAAACUACACAUGUGAGAUUGCUGUCUGGAUGCGAGCAAAAUUUGUCAGCGGGGCUUCUUUGUUAUUGAUUGUACUAACGGUGAUCUCAAGGUGUCCUUUGGCUUUGGUGGUUUUUUGACUUUACUGUGAAUAUUAAUAAAGUCUGUUUUUUCA